Fomitiporia mediterranea MF3/22 is the source of this 843-nucleotide messenger RNA. RefSeq names its product methyltransferase. Gene Ontology annotation, molecular function: oxidoreductase activity. NCBI's taxonomy places the organism in Eukaryota, Fungi, Basidiomycota, Agaricomycetes, Hymenochaetales, Hymenochaetaceae. The coding region runs from base 1 to 843 and encodes 280 amino acids. The transcript has 2 exons. The record is from RefSeq and is a predicted model, not a curated record.
AUGGCUACAGUCGCAGUUCAGCAACCGCACGACGUUCCUACGACGCUCAAUUACUAUGCGCCUGUAGGCGACGAGUCGCCAUAUAUUUACGUCGAGGACCCGCCAGAAGGCAAGCCCAAGACGAACAUCGGCGCGGACCCGCACUCGGUUGUUGUCCACGACGUGCGUGGCAAGGAGGAUACUGUUGGUCUUGACAAGACGGGCUUUCAGUAUGUGAAGCACAAGAGCGUCGAGACGGAGUUCCUUGACGAAGAGAGGAUUAAGACGGUUUAUUAUAAGGAGGUCGAGGAGCUUUUGAAGAAGACCCUUGGCGUGAAGAGGGUUUUCAUUUUUGAUCAUACUAUUAGACGCAACUACGGAGAUUCGACCGUGGGCUCCGAUCCAAAGGUUCGCGGCCCAGUCGACCGCGUUCACAUCGACCAGACCUUCGACGCUUCCGUCGCACGCGUACACAGACACCUCGGAGCCGACGCCGAACGUCUCCUCAAAGGCCGAGUCCGCAUCAUCAACGUCUGGCGCCCAAUCAACGCACCAGUCGCACAUAACCCACUCGCAGUAGCCGACUAUCGCACGCUCAACACCACGAAGGACCUCAUCCCCGUUCGCUUUAUCUACCCAGACCGCGUCGGAGGCACGUUCUCCGUGAAGUACGCACCGGAGUUGACGUGGUAUUAUUUGAGUGGACAGACGCCGGAGGAGGUUACGUUGAUUAAGUGCUUUGAUUCGGAUGUGGAUAAGGCGAGGUUGACUCCGCAUAGUGCGUUUACGGACCCGACGGACCCGCCGAGUGCGCCGAAGAGGCAGUCGAUUGAGGUUAGGACGUUGGUGUUUGAUGAGGAGUGA